AUGAAUAACUUCGGCGUGAUAGAAGUAGCCGGCGCGCGGACGACUCAAGCGCCUGGGUGGGCAUACGUGCCGGAUACGCGUCCACACCCUAAUCUCGCGGCGUCCUCGAACACGCAAUCCCGCAAGCGCGCCCGCAACACCGGCGCAAAGCUCAGCUAUGCCGACCUCAAUGCCCGGCAGGAGGCCAAGGUCCGCAGGGAGCUCGAGGUCCUCGACAGAGACAAUUCGCGCGACGCCGUCAUACCGAUCCCGCCGAAGCCCGGCACCGCCGGCAGCCGCGCCAACCAGGGCAAGCACACCCCGAACGUGCGCAAGAUCCUGCAGAGCCAGAAGACGUUUGCCAACUACCUGGACGAUUUCAUCGCACUGGGCGAGGGUGGCAAUGCUGCGGCCGCGGCCGCUGCUGCCCCUACAAGCACAGCGACCGGUGGUUCCUCGCGUUCGGCGGCAGCAGCAGCGACGGCAGCCAUCAGCCGCGCAAGAACCGGGGCUGCUCCAUCGAUGCAGAAGAAGCCCGACGCAGCCACGAAUGCGGCCGGCAGGCAAGGUGCGGUGAAACACGAAGAUGCCGAGAUGACAGACGCGCCGGAGACUGGCAGCACUCUCCUGAGGCCAUACACGGGACAUCUGCCACCCCCGCACCCUUCGGAUAACGACCCGAUCCUAGCCUCCCGGAUACCACCCUUACCGUCUGAUGAGGAGCUACGAGCGCUCAUGUCUGCACCGCCGCUGACGUACCUCGAGGCCAAAGCGGGCUGGAACGACGAGGACAGGAAAUAUCCCCCGCGGGUGUUCUGCGAGGUCUGCGGGUAUUGGGGCAGGGUCAAAUGCCUGAAGUGCGGCGUAAGGGUUUGCGCGUUGGAGUGUCUCGAGACGCAUCGUGAGGAGUGUGUCACGAGAUACGGUAUCUAA
This is a messenger RNA of Neoarthrinium moseri, 912 nucleotides long. RefSeq lists its product as uncharacterized. Gene Ontology annotation, molecular function: nucleosome binding. NCBI's taxonomy places the organism in Eukaryota, Fungi, Ascomycota, Sordariomycetes, Amphisphaeriales, Apiosporaceae. Gene Ontology annotation, biological process: chromatin remodeling. The record is from RefSeq and is a predicted model, not a curated record. Gene Ontology annotation, cellular component: Swr1 complex. Bases 1 to 912 code for a protein of 303 amino acids. The transcript has a single exon.